AUGCGCUCGAUACUCAUAAUCCAACCCAACUCGACAAAGUCCAUGACCGAAGCCCUCGUGCCCUUGGUCGACUCAUUGCAAUUCCAAAAUACCACAUACGAGUACUUCACCGCGCCCUCGGGGCCCAAGAGCAUCAACGACGAGGACGACGCAGUAGAAAGCGUAAAGCACUGUCUGCCGGAGCUUGAAAAGGUUCUCGACAAGCACGACGGGUUCCUGGUCGCGUGCUACUCAAAGCACCCACUCGUACCCAUCCUCAAGGGCAAAGCGGCCAUCAAGAAUGGCCGCAAGGCCGUCACGGGGAUCUUCGAGGCGAGCGUGGGCACGAGUUUGCAGGCGAUCCACCCGGAGGAGAAGUUCGGGAUCGUGAGCACGGGGAAGGUGUGGGAGGGGAUUCUGACGGAGGCCGUGGUGGGGUUCCUGGGGACGAAGGGGGAGGAGGGUGGGGGGAGGUUUGCGGGCGUGGAGACGACGGGGUUGAAUGCUACUGACUUGCACGAUGCGCCGGCGGAGGAGGUGAGGAGGAGGAUGAAGGAUGCAGUGAAGAGGCUGCUGAGGAAGGGGAGCGUGGGUGCGAUUUGUCUUGGUUGCGCGGGAAUGGCGGGGAUGGACGAGAUGGUGCGGGAGGCGUGUGUGGAGGAACUUGGGGAGGAGGAUGGGCGGAGAAUAAGGAUUGUGGAUGGGGUGGUUGCGGGCGUGGCAUGGCUUGAAGGAGCCGUCAGAUCUGGUUUCUAA
Molecule: messenger RNA, 735 nt
Organism: Aaosphaeria arxii CBS 175.79
Lineage: Eukaryota; Fungi; Ascomycota; Dothideomycetes; Pleosporales
Exons: 2
Coding region: 1-735 (244 amino acids)
Source: RefSeq, a predicted model, not a curated record